AUGAGCUUCAACAUAACUUCCGACGGGUCCCCCACACCCCGCAAGGGCCCCAAUCGAUUCUCUAAGGCCGGUGAUCUCAGGAUUGAUACCUCACCAGAGGUUCUGGGUCAGGCGGUAGGCAGCAUGAGCCUGCACCAAUACCCAUAUGCCUUCCAACGUGCGUUUGGCUCAUCGUUGACAUGCAAUACACAGGGCAUGAAGCGACCACUCGGUUCUUCUACCCUGGGUAAUCAAGCGCCUAUGCUGCAGCAGCACGACUCAUUCGACGGCUAUAAGAAGCCCAAGAUGGGAGCUCACGAGGAGUCAGCGGUCAUGGACUCGCUCUUGCAGCGCCUGAAUGGACGCUCCCCUCCGCACGACCCAUAUAGCUCCUCCAACGGAUCAAUUCCCAUCACACCAGCCACCGACGACUUCGCAUCUACUCCAUCGACGGAGUUGGACAGCUCGAUCAUCCUCGUCGAGGCUUGCGAGCUGCAAAAGCUUAAGUUAGAGCUACAAGAGGCCCGUAACGAAGUCAACCGCGUCAACCAGGAGAUGCACAGCCAUCAUGUGGCCCGGUCGACCAUGGAGCACCUGAGCCAAUCGUCAGAGGCUGAUUAUAGCUAUCCGGGUGAUGUCACUGAGCAGACCCUUACCAGCUUGCAGAACAAGUUCAAUGCUUCCACUCGAAGCAACUACGGUUGGGGCAAUGAGCCUGCUUGUCCAGCCUAUACCAGCAACAACAGCUUCGGCAACUCAUACCAGCCCCAGACGCAGCCUCAGCCCCAGCCUCAGGCCCGUCCACAACCCACUCAGUCAGGCUACCGUCGCAAUGGUUUCCUGAACGAGCCCAUUCACUUCCCUCUCGACCAGAGCUUCCGCAGCAGUGGGAUGUCCAACAGCUUCAAUGCCGGCAUGGGUAAUGGCAUGCCCAACCCCAUGAACAACAACUUCAACGGUAUGAGCAUGGGCAUGGGCAACGGACUGAGUAACCCGCCUAGCCGCCCUGGCUCGGCCUUCGACCCGAGUUACAAUCAGUACGCUAUGCCACCCAUGUAUCCGAUAGGCCACCCGGCUCCGAUCGGCACUAUGGCCAGCAGAUUGUCGCCAGAUGCGAACGAGUUUAACGUAGCCAAUGGCAUGGGACCGUCUCCAUGGAACUCUCAGGCUCCGAGUGAAGCGGGUACUUCACAGUACGUGCCCCCUGUUGAGCCCAUGAACUAUCGUCGUCUACUGGACCGAAACAUGAGCUGCAACUGGAAGUACAUCGUCGAUAAGAUCAUCUGCAACAACGACCAGCAGGCUUCCAUCUUUCUUCAGCAGAAGCUCAAGGUAGGCACACCGGAGCAGAAGUAUGAGAUUGUGGAGGCAAUCAUCUCUCAAGCCUAUGCAUUGAUGGUCAACCGCUUCGGCAACUUCCUUGUACAGCGUUGCUUUGAGCAUGGUACGCACGAUCAAGUCAUCGCAAUCGCCCAAGCCAUUCGCGGCAAUACCCUCGCCUUGAGUAUGGAUGCAUUUGGCUGCCAUGUCAUCCAGAAGGCCUUCGACUGCGUCCCGGAAGAGUACAAAGCGACCAUGGUCCACGAAUUGCUUCGCCGAAUUCCAGAGACUGUCAUCCACCGCUACGCUUGCCACGUCUGGCAGAAGCUCUUUGAGCUCCGUUGGAGUGACUCUCCGCCUCAGAUCAUGCGCUACGUCAACGAAGCUCUACGAGGCAUGUGGCAUGAAGUCGCAUUGGGCGAGACGGGUAGUCUGGUCGUACAGAACAUCUUUGAGAACUGUCUUGAAGAAGACAAGCGUCCCUGCAUCAACGAGGUGCUCGCCAGCAUCGAUGUCAUUGCCCACGGCCAAUUCGGCAACUGGUGCAUCCAGCAUAUCUGUGAGCAUGGUGCACCCGCCGACCGUAGUCGUGCUAUCGAUCACAUCCUCCGCUUCAGUACAGAGUACAGCAUGGACCAGUAUGCUUCUAAGGUUAUCGAGAAGUGCCUGAAAAUCGGUGGCAACGAGUUCCUGGACCGGUACCUGGACCGGGUAUGCGAAGCUCGCCCUGAUCGCCCACGCAUGCCUCUUAUUGAUAUCGCUGGUGAUCAGUUCGGCAACUAUCUCAUCCAGUAUGUCUUGACCAACAGUGGUACCCAGCAUCGCGAACUCGUUGGCGGCCACAUCCGUAAGCACAUGGUCUCUCUCCGCGGUUCUAAGUACGGCUCUCGUGUCGCCAUGCUCUGUUGCAACCCUGCCCUUGCGACGCGCCCAGGACCUCCGGCAGGCAUGCUUCCCCGCUAUGGCAACCCCGCACCGCGCCCCAGUUUUGGCGCAUUCCGUUGA
Molecule: messenger RNA, 2304 nt
Organism: Alternaria rosae
Lineage: Eukaryota; Fungi; Ascomycota; Dothideomycetes; Pleosporales; Pleosporaceae
Product: armadillo-type protein
Exons: 5
Coding region: 1-2304 (767 amino acids)
Biological process (GO): post-transcriptional regulation of gene expression
Cellular component (GO): cytoplasm
Molecular function (GO): mRNA 3'-UTR binding
Source: RefSeq, a predicted model, not a curated record